Fusarium sp. VM40 is the source of this 2928-nucleotide messenger RNA. The record is from the annotation of a GenBank genome assembly. Lineage: Eukaryota; Fungi; Ascomycota; Sordariomycetes; Hypocreales; Nectriaceae.
AUGGACGGUCCUCACUACCCCUCCAAUGGUAUAAACACGACUUCAUCUGGUCAAACUUAUCCUUCACCUACCGCAAUCUCUCCCAACCAGUUGCAAACCGGCUCGCCACUGCCUCAGACUCUGCCGCCGCUGCAGCCUCCAACCUCAGCUACCAUGCAGAACAUGUACGGAAGCCACCCGCAUACACCGCGAACCCCAGGCACCCCGAACACGCCUGGGUCAGCCUCCAACAUGCCUAGCUACCAGCAGCAGACAUCGCAGCCCGUGAAUCGCGCUGGAAUGUAUUCAAUGGCACCAAACCAAUACCCUCCUCCUCAGGGCUAUUCGGCUGCUAUGAUGCCCCAGGCGACCACUGCCGCAUCUCACCCACAGCCCAUCGCGCCAGCUCCUGCUGGUGGUCGCGGGCCUCCCGUGUUGCGCCCUAUGCCUCCUGGUGGCAUCAUGUCGCAGCCUGGUGUUUCUUCUCCAUACGGCCCUGGCUCGCUCAUGCAGCCUCAGUCAGUCAUGUCAGAGGGUGAACCUCCUACCCACGUUGUCGGUUCCCAGGGCCGUCGCGGUAUCCUGCCUAGCGCUCCUGGACGCCCUGCUGCGCCGGCCGCUGGUACUGGUACCAAGAACACCGUGAUUCCCGUCAAGGAUGCGGAUGGCAAAUUCCCUUGUCCUCACUGUACCAAGACUUACCUCCAUGCCAAGCAUCUCAAGCGCCAUCUUUUGCGACACACCGGUGACCGCCCAUACAUGUGUGUCCUCUGUCGCGACACCUUCUCCCGAAGUGACAUCCUGAAGCGCCACUUCCAAAAGUGUUCUAUCCGCCGUGGUAACCCUACUGGAGCUAGUCACUUGUCGCACCCUCAGGCUCACGUCAAGAAGAACCAGCAGGCCCAGAAGGCUGCCGGCCUGGCCCACGAUGGUGAUCUCAACCACCUUAACGGUUUGAGUAACCUUCCUGCAGACAACAUGGUCCACCCCUUUGGCAUGGUUCCAGUUUCGGACGGCAUGAACAACAUGGCACAGGAUCAGAGCCAACUCUCUCGAUCCAGCUCGCUCGGCCGUCUUGACAACGGUAACAACGCUGACAGACGGAACAUGAACGGUCAGGUCAUGGGUGCUUCGCAGCCCUAUGGUGCUGAUCCAAACAUGAACCAGCAACAGAUGACUGGCUACAGCAUGCCUCCUACUCAGAACGGAAUGCCCAUGUACGGCGGUUCAAACACAAACCCACCAUCUGGCCUUGAUUGGUCUCAGAUGUUCCAGGCUGGUGCGCAUCAAACCUACGUCAACAACUCUUUCAAUCCUAAUCUUGGACAGACGCAGAUCGGAAUCAAACCCGAACCUAAUGCCGGGCCCGGAACGACAGGCGAUAGUGCCAGCGAUACCCUUUUGUCAAAUCUGGGAAUGCAAUCUCACCAAACUUCAUACAACCUACUUUCUGAUCAGAUCCUUAAUUUCUUCUAUCCUCCUAACCAAGCCAUCGAUCCCUCGAGCGCAGGAAUGAACCUCUAUUUCUCGCCAGACAACGUCAAAGACUUCUUGGACAAGUACACCCACUUCCACAUCCAUAUGCCCUUUAUUCAUGUCGCGACUUUCAAAGUCAUGGAGGCGUACACUGGCUUACUUGCAGGCAUGUGUUGCAUUGGCGCCUGUUACUCUGAUAAUGUCACGCCCUCGAACGUUCGCGAAAUGAUGGAUUUUCUUGUCAUCGCACUCCAACGCGACUGCAAGAUGAUGUCUACUGCUGAACCCCAGACAGGUCAACCGAGUCAAGCAUCUCGGGCUGACAUCGAAGAGCUACAGGCUGUCUUGCUAACGUGUGUGUUGCUGCUGUGGAACGGAAACCCACAACAACGGGAACGGGCCCGACACAUCUAUCCUGCACUUGCAGUCAAUGCACGAAGACUGAAUCUUUUCCAAUCAUCUAACGACCCUGCUGCUCUGUCUCCGUUGCAUCACAUCAACUUCGAUCGAAGCGCUUUUGACGUGCAGCAGUGGAAGUGGGAUAAUUGGAUCGAACAGGAGCGUAGAAAUCGCCUUAUGUUUGGCGUCUUUCUGAUGGAUGUGGCGAUGGGGCUUUAUUUCAACUCCCAACCUCUGUUCGAUGUUAUGGAAUUCCAUCUACCUCUACCUUGCGACGAUGUUGCUUGGGAUGCUGACAAAGCCGAGGACUGCGCAUCUGCGCUUGGCCUUCAUGGAAUUGUCGCUGCUCGAGAGAAGAACUCAUACGGCACACAAAGAGCAAAGCAGCCGGAGAUGGACUGGGCCCUCAAAGCACUCUUGCACCCAUCUUAUCAGAUCCAACCAGGAAGUACAAACCUUUAUGGAAAGUUUGUUCUCAUCCAUGCCAUAUUAGCUCUGAUUCAACGGGCGCAAAUCGAUGGAAAUGCCGCUCAACUGUCCAAAUUUGGAACGCCCCCUCCCAAUGAUUGGAUGACCCCAGCCGGCGGCAAUAGUGGACGGGGGACUCCUGUUGAGGGAGCGGCUGUCAACGUGGACCCACAAAGUCUACAGGCGCUUGUCAUCGCCCUCAGCAAGUUCAAGAAAAACUGGGACGCGGACAUGGCCAAUCAGUUCCCGCCGACAGUCCCAGGAUCUAGCAAUCCUCGGCGACACGGUUUCUCGAGGGACGGCAUCCAUUACUAUUGGCUUUCGAACUAUUUGCUCAAGCAUACACAAGCUGCCGAUCUACGAUUGUCUCCUGACGCGCGCUUUGUGCAAGUAAUUCAGCUUUUGAAGUCUGUCAAGUCGUGGGUAAUGUCUGAUGGUGCGAACAGAGGAGAAGAAUUAGGAUCAAUCGGAGAGAUUGAUGAUCAGUAUGGAGCUAUGGAUCUUACACUGGAGAUGGCAAAACUAUUUAAACCUCUUCCACAGGUGGUGGAAGACGCUGGCACUGCGUCUGUCAAGACGGAACUUGACACAGGAACGGCAGUAUGA